AUGAUUAGUCGUACCGACUUGCUGAAACGCUCGCUGAAGUGGACGCAAUCAAGCCGUUUCUACACGAGCAAAUCGCCCAGACACUUGGUUUCUACCACCCGUGACACCACGUUCUCGCAGUCUGUAGACAGAGAUGACCCACACACGAAAUUGAAACCUGUGGGAUCCAAAGCCAAGGCUAUGUUGGCAGACCCUGUGCCAAGACAGACCCGUCUAUUCGUCGAGGGCCCCAUCGAGUGUCCCUUGGAAGGUUUCCAGCUGCUGAAUUCGCCUCUAUUCAACAAGGGCUCAGCAUUCACCCAAGAAGAAAGAGAAGCCUUCGGUCUGGAAGCUCUGCUGCCACCUAUGGUCAACACUUUGGAUGAACAAGCGGAAAGAGCAUACAAGCAACUUUGCUACCUUAAAACGCCGCUGGCUAAGAACGAUUUCAUGACCUCUAUGCGUACCCAAAACAAAGUUUUGUACUUCGAGCUUGUAAGACGCCACAUCCGUGAGCUAGUGCCCAUCAUCUAUACACCAACAGAAGGAGACGCUAUCGCUGCUUAUUCCCACCGUUUCAGAAGACCAGAAGGUGUGUUUCUCGAUAUUACGGAGCCAGAUUCCAUAGAGCGUCGUCUCGAAUCAUACGGUAAUAGCAAAGACGUUGACUACAUUGUUGUCACCGAUUCUGAAGGGAUCCUAGGUAUCGGUGAUCAAGGUAUCGGAGGUAUCAGAAUCUCCAUCUCGAAACUGGCAUUAAUGACAUUGUGCGCUGGUAUUCAUCCUGGACGUGUUCUUCCCGUGUGUCUAGACGUGGGUACUAACAACAAGAAACUUGCGCGUGACGAACUAUACAUGGGCAACCGUUUCGCAAGAGUUCGUGGCAAACAAUAUGAUGAUUUUGUAGACAAAUUCAUUAAAGCCGUCAAGAAGAGAUAUCCAUCUGCGGUGCUUCAUUUUGAAGAUUUCGGUGUGACAACCGCUAGGCCUAUUCUCGAUCGUUACAGAAACGAAGUCCCAUGCUUCAACGAUGACAUUCAAGGAACAGGUGCGGUGGUGAUGGCCUCUUUCUUGGCGGCUCUCAAACAUACUAAAAGAGAUUUAGGAGACUCCAAAAUUUUGGUCUACGGAGCUGGCUCUGCUGGUUUGGGUAUCGCCGAUCAAAUCAAGAAUCAUAUGGUCACCCAUGGCUUGUCAGUUGAGGAGGCCCACUCCAAGAUUUUCUUGAUGGACAGACGGGGUCUGAUCUUAAAGUCUAUGAAAGCAUUUUCUUCUCCCGCGCAAUACCUGUACUCUAAACCUGAUGAGGACUGGAAUAAUGUUAACACCUCUUCUCUACUUGAGGUCAUCGGCCAGGUAAAACCUACUUUGUUGAUUGGCUGUUCUACUCAGGCAGGUGCCUUCAAUAAAGCUAUUGUCACAGAAAUGCAGAAACACAACCCACGCCCGAUCAUUUUCCCAUUAUCCAACCCAACGAGACUACAUGAAGCUAUUCCAGAAGAUCUAAUGAAAUGGACUGAUUUCAAAGCUUUAGUCGCUACGGGAUCACCAUUCCCCCCUGUCAACGGUUACCGUAUAUCAGAGAACAACAACUGCUUUUCUUUCCCAGGUAUUGGAUUGGGUGCUGUUUUAUCGCGUGCCACAUCCAUCACCGAUACGAUGAUCUCAGCUGCCGUUGAUCAGCUUGCAAGUCUUUCACCAAUGACGGAAACCGACUCCAAGCCAGGUUUGCUACCUCCUUUGGAAGUGAUUAACGAUACUUCUGCCAAGGUUGCCACUGCUGUUAUUCUACAAGCAUUCAAAGAAGGUACUGCUCGUGUUGAAGAAGAGAACGUACCGGGCAAAAAUGAGAAGGUUGUGGUCCCAAGAGAUUUCAACGAAUGUCUAAAGUGGGUCACCAAACAGAUGUGGAAACCUGAAUACAGACCAAUGGUUAAGGUUCAGCAUGAUCCUCAAGUCUUCACCCACCAAUACUAA
Lachancea lanzarotensis is the source of this 1956-nucleotide messenger RNA. RefSeq names its product LALA0S02e01552g1_1 (gene MAE1). The transcript has a single exon. The coding region runs from base 1 to 1956 and encodes 651 amino acids. NCBI's taxonomy places the organism in Eukaryota, Fungi, Ascomycota, Saccharomycetes, Saccharomycetales, Saccharomycetaceae. Gene Ontology annotation, biological process: malate metabolic process; pyruvate metabolic process. Gene Ontology annotation, molecular function: malate dehydrogenase (decarboxylating) (NAD+) activity; NAD binding. Gene Ontology annotation, cellular component: mitochondrion. The record is from RefSeq and is a predicted model, not a curated record.